This is a messenger RNA of Australozyma saopauloensis, 1092 nucleotides long. RefSeq lists its product as uncharacterized. The transcript has a single exon. Gene Ontology annotation, molecular function: RNA polymerase II cis-regulatory region sequence-specific DNA binding; DNA-binding transcription factor activity, RNA polymerase II-specific. NCBI's taxonomy places the organism in Eukaryota, Fungi, Ascomycota, Pichiomycetes, Serinales, Metschnikowiaceae. Gene Ontology annotation, biological process: regulation of transcription by RNA polymerase II. The record is from RefSeq and is a predicted model, not a curated record. The coding region runs from base 1 to 1092 and encodes 363 amino acids.
AUGGAUAGCUACGAUUUGAAAAGUUUUCCCGGAAAUAAACUCGAGGAACUUUUCAAUCAAUCUGCGCCGAGACAGAAUGAAUUCGAGAUACCCGCAAUGACUUACAGUGCAGAUUUAUGCACUAACAUAUGGCCAACAGAUGAUAUGGUGGAUGGGCAAUACAUACCCUUCAUGACGAUGUUUCCUGACACAGAUUCGCCACUGGAGGAAUCAACAGGCGAAUCGUUUGGGAGGCCCGACUCGAGUCCACCACCGGAGCAACAAGUUGUACGUUACGAGCCGGACGUAGCGUCGAACGAUGAUCUAGAGUCUGAGAUCAACCAACAGGAAGAUUCUUUGUGCGAAGGAGAGUCGCGAGACGUUGCGACAGAAAUAUAUGGUCCAGAAAGCUCAAACUGUCCAGAACUGCCACCAAAGACUGUUCGUGCGAAGAGAAUAUUGGAUAUGGCAACACUUAUUGCACCAGGACCGGACAGCGAGUCUGAGCUGAGCUCCUCUUCCUAUCAGAACGGACUCUCAGUCUUCAGCUAUGGAGAAGUGAGCGAAGUAAAGACCUCGUUUGGAGAAGAGACUGAGAACGUCCCGUUGGAAGGUAAGAAUCAGAUUCUUUUUUUCAGUUCCGACCCAGUCUCCGAAAAUUCUGGACAUGAGAAUUAUACCAAUUCCAGUGACGUUGCAGAGGUAGACAAGAAUGCUCUCAAUGACACAACAUGCGCGGGUGGAAAGCACAGAGCACACGACGAGAGAACUAAGCAACUCAGUGCCAGGAAAUACACAAAACAGGUAUGGGACAGCUACGACCUGCAGCUCGAUCGAGAAUGUCGCUUCAUGAACGCCAAUGAUCUAGGAUAUCCCUGUCCUCGUUGCGGCAAGGUAUUUGUCCGAAACGAUAACCGGAGGCGCCAUUUUCGGUCGGCGCAUGCAAUGGUUCGGCCCUACAAAUGUCCUCAGUGCGGUCGGGAUUUCUCCCGGUCAGAUAACUUGGCAAUGCACCUUCGUUCACACGCCAUGAGAGGACGUGUGGAGAGAUCCAAGAUCCCCCAGUCCAUCCACCAGCAAACAUGGUUCUAUGCUUCAAGCGAUCUUUUCUAA